GUCAGAUUAUCACAAUAUAAUGUAAAAAUAUUGUGUUUACUAAAAGGAUUUAUAGUUUGAUUUUCUUUGACUCUGGCACAUUUUAAUUUAAAUCCGAUAAUUGCAAGAGCUUAAUUAUGGAUCCACAAAUUCAACAGAAGAUUUUACAAUUUGAGACCUUCAUAAAUGAUGUGCUGAAAGCUGAUCUUGCAAAACUAGCCGAAAAACUUAACACUAAAAAUGCUAACGUCGCCGAAUUUUUACAAUUGAAAUCAGUGAUAAUGACGUUUCAAAAUACAAAUGUUGAAAAAACUGGGUUCAAGACCAAAGUCGAUAUUCGAAAUAAUUUCUUUAUUCAAGCACACGUUCCAGAUGCUUCCAAGAUCUUAUUGGAUGUUGGUUUAGGACAUUAUAUUGAAUUCACUUUGGAUGAAGCUUUAAUCGUUAUAAAUAUACGGAUCACGUUACUUGAGCAACAAAUAGCGAAUUUACGGAAAGCGAUUGCAAGAACUAACGCUCAUAUUAAGUUAAUUCUUAUUGCUAUUAGAGAUUUGCAAGGAAUGAGAGUAAAUAUUUGAAAUAUCGUUGUGACAAGA
Messenger RNA from Atta colombica, 575 nucleotides. RefSeq names its product protein UXT homolog (gene Uxt). Lineage: Eukaryota; Metazoa; Arthropoda; Insecta; Hymenoptera; Formicidae. Gene Ontology annotation, biological process: regulation of transcription by RNA polymerase II. The record is from RefSeq and is a predicted model, not a curated record. Gene Ontology annotation, molecular function: transcription corepressor activity. The transcript is spliced from 2 exons. Bases 117 to 557 code for a protein of 146 amino acids.